AUGGCAGGACAGGACUCUCAGGAUCAACUUCUGGGAGGAUUCACUGAGAAGGUAUCGGUUCCUGAAGAGUGCUAUGGUCCCAGGGGAAACCUUCGUCUAUGCGCGGAUGCCCUGAAGGAACAGGCUAUCCUCAUGCAAGUCCACGACCAAGUCAUGCAUCGUCUCCAGCAGUCAGGAUACAGCGGCAUGCUCCCUAAUUUAGAGUUGAAGCUGUUGCAGUACGCUACCCAAGUGGUUGCAGGUGUCAAUCACGAUAUGUGGGUUCAGCUGCUACCCCAUGAACAGAUCGUCAAGAUUCGUGUCUACCAACCAUUAUCUCCCGCGGAAGAUUGCCAAGGCGCCAGGGAGAUGUAG
Molecule: messenger RNA, 354 nt
Organism: Perkinsus marinus ATCC 50983
Lineage: Eukaryota; Perkinsozoa; Perkinsida; Perkinsidae
Exons: 5
Coding region: 1-354 (117 amino acids)
Source: RefSeq, a predicted model, not a curated record